Messenger RNA from Salvia hispanica, 1760 nucleotides. RefSeq lists its product as uncharacterized. Lineage: Eukaryota; Viridiplantae; Streptophyta; Magnoliopsida; Lamiales; Lamiaceae. The record is from RefSeq and is a predicted model, not a curated record.
GCCUUGACAACGUUGGCUGAUGUCUAUGCUUUAUUGAAAUGACUCGUAUAUGUGUCUCGUUAUCGGUGAACUCUGCUUAUUUGAGCCAAAAAAAUUUCCUCACAUUUCCUCUCUCAUUCUCUUUUAAACUAUCCAAAUUUCCUCUCUCUCAUUUUCUUCAAUCUCUAUCAACUUAUAAAAUCCAAACUUUCUUAUUUAUAUAAUAAUUAUUUUUGGAGCAGCCGUCGGAAUGGAGGCGCUCCGGCGGCCGCUGGCCAGAUCGUCGCUGGUGGCGCUCUUCUUCGUCGUCCUCACCGUCGGCGCGUUCGUUUGCACGCGCUUCCUCGACUCCUCUGCCGCCGCCUUAAUGGAUACAAAUUCCCCUCAAAGCCCAGUGCUUCAACCCGAAGCAGUGGGUUCGACUCGGAAUCUCCAGAAUGCUCCGAAGGCCAUACACAUCCCAUUAAACUGUUCGUUGGGCGAACUUUCUCUGACCUGCCCUGCCAAUUACUAUCCGUCUCAUGUUUCAGCCGAAGCGAAACUCCAUUCGUCUUCGCCACCACCAUCUUGCCCGGAUUACUUCCGUUGGAUUCACGACGACCUUUGGCCGUGGAGGGAGACCGGUAUUACUAGAGAGAUGGUGAUGAGCGCCAGACGGACAGCAAAUUUCCGACUGGUGGUGGUUGACGGGAAAGCUUACGUGGAAAGAUAUAGUAAAUCGUUUCAGAGCAGAGAUACCUUCACACUAUGGGGGAUCUUGCAGUUACUGAGGCGGUAUCCGGGCAAACUCCCUGACUUUGACCUCAUGUUUGAUUGCGUUGAUUGGCCAGUCAUAAAGAAGGACGCGUUCGUUGCACCAAAAUACCCCGCGCCUCCUCCUCUGUUCCGAUAUUGUGGGAAUGACUCCACAAUGGAUAUCGUAUUUCCCGACUGGUCUUUCUGGGGCUGGCCGGAGAUCAAUAUAAAGCCGUGGGAGGCGUUGUCUAAGGAGUUGAAAGAGGGGAAUACGCGGACUCAAUGGAGAGACAGGGAGCCGUAUGCUUACUGGAAGGGUAAUCCGGUUGUAGCUGCCACGAGGAUGGACUUACUCAAAUGUAAUGUUUCGGAGACACGCGAUUGGAACGCUCGUGUCUACGCUCAGGAUUGGGGGCUGGAACAGAGGGAGGGUUACAAGCAAUCGGAUUUAGCAAGCCAAUGCAUUCAUAGAUUCAAGAUCUAUAUUGAAGGAUCGGCGUGGUCUGUGAGCGAGAAGUACAUUCUGGCAUGUGAUUCUGUCACGCUCCUCGUGAAGCCUAUUUACUACGACUUCUUCACGAGAAGCCUGAUGCCGCUGAAGCAUUACUGGCCGAUUAAGGACGAAGACAAGUGCAGAUCCAUUAAGCACGCGGUGGAGUGGGGAAACAGCCAUCAAGAAGAGGCGCAGGCCAUAGGCAAGGCCGCGAGCAGUUUCAUCCAAGACGAGCUGAAGAUGGAUUAUGUUUACGACUACAUGUUCCAUUUGUUGAGCGAGUAUGCUAAGCUCUUGAAAUACAAGCCCACCGUGCCUGAGAAAGCGUUUGAGCUUUGCUCGGAGGUGAUGGCAUGUCCUGCAAAGGGAAUUGAGAAGAAAUUCAUGGUGGAUUCAGUCGUAGGUCCUGCCUCGACCGAGCCAUGCACGAUGCCUCCGCCAUACAACCCUGCUUCUCUUCAUUCUGUGAUUGAGAGAAAAGAUGAUGGAAUGAAGCAAGUUGACACUUGGGAAAGAGAAUACUGGAAAAGUCAUAAUAAGCAAAUGUAGGUAU